This is a messenger RNA of Darwinula stevensoni, 699 nucleotides long. Lineage: Eukaryota; Metazoa; Arthropoda; Ostracoda; Podocopida; Darwinulidae. The record is from the annotation of a GenBank genome assembly.
AUGCCAUCAGGACUACAAUAUAUCGAAAUUCAAGCCGGAAGUGGCGAACAAGCCAAAGCGGGCGAUGUCGUCUCCGUACACUACACCGGCACUUUACAAGACGGUACAAAAUUUGAUAGCUCACUCGACCGCAACGAACCCCUCUCCUUUGUUCUCGGGCAAGGCAUGGUGAUUGCUGGCUGGGAUGAAGGCAUUGCCCUAAUGAAAGGCGGCGGCAAAGCCAAACUCAUCAUCCCCCCACAGCUUGCCUAUGGCGAACAAGGUGCAGGCGGCGUAAUUCCGCCCAACGCCACCCUGAUUUUCGAAGUCGAAUUGGUAGAUAUACAGUCGGGAGCCCCCAAUGAAGUUGCCGAAACUGACUUCACCACCACUGCCAGCGGCUUAAAAUAUGCCGACCUAGAACUAGGCAAUGGCAAAAUAGUGACCGCAAAUAGCAAAGUAGACGUGCAUUACACCGGUUGGUUGCAAGAUGGCACCCGCUUUGAUAGCUCCUACGACCGCGGACAGCCCUUCACACUGGUUGUGGACGCUGGACAGGUCAUCAAGGGCUGGGAUGAAGGCUUACAAGGAAUGAAAGUCGGGGGCGUGCGCCAAUUGAUUAUCCCUGCCGAACUCGGCUACGGCACACGCGGCGCCGGCGGCGUCAUUCCCCCCAAUGCCACGCUAAUUUUUGAAGUAGAAAUUGUGGCAGUACGCUAA